Messenger RNA from Lodderomyces elongisporus, 1557 nucleotides. RefSeq names its product inositol-3-phosphate synthase (gene INO1). The record is from RefSeq and is a predicted model, not a curated record. Gene Ontology annotation, molecular function: inositol-3-phosphate synthase activity. The transcript has a single exon. Gene Ontology annotation, cellular component: cytoplasm. NCBI's taxonomy places the organism in Eukaryota, Fungi, Ascomycota, Pichiomycetes, Serinales, Debaryomycetaceae. Gene Ontology annotation, biological process: inositol biosynthetic process; phospholipid biosynthetic process. Bases 1 to 1557 code for a protein of 518 amino acids.
AUGUCAAUUGAUUUCAAAUCUUCCAAGGCUACAAAGAAAGACGGCCACUUGCACACCAAAUUCACUUAUGAAAACUCUUUAGUUGAAAAGGAUGCUCAAGGUAAUCUCAAGGUUACACCUACAGCAAUUGACUAUGAUUUCAAGUUGGAUCUUACUGUUCCCAAAGUUGGUCUUUUGUUAGUUGGAUUGGGUGGUAACAAUGGUACUACAUUGGUUGGAUCCAUCUUGGCUAAUAAGCACAAUAUUUCAUUUGAGAAUAAGGAAGGUGUUGUUAAGCCAAACUAUUAUGGUUCAGUUACCCAAUCCUCUACUGUCAAGAUUGGUGUUGAUGCUGAAGGUAAUGAUGUUUAUGCUCCAUUCAAUUCCAUUGUUCCAUUUGUUAGUCCUAAUGAUUUGGUUGUGGAUGGAUGGGAUAUUAGUGGGUUGUCAUUGGACAAGGCAAUGAAGAGGGCCAAAGUGUUGGAUGUUACUUUGCAAAAGCAAUUGUAUCCAUAUUUAGAGAAUCAAAAGCCAAUGGAGUCGAUUUAUUAUCCAGAUUUUAUUGCUGCUAAUCAAGGUGACAGAGCUGAUAAUGUAUUCAACAAAGAUUCCAAGGGAAAUGUUUUUACUGGUGACAAGUGGAAGGAUGUUGAAAAGAUUAGAAAGGAUAUUAGAGAUUUUAAGGAAAAAAACAAGUUGGACAAGGUUAUUGUGUUGUGGACUGCCAAUACUGAGAGGUAUGCUGAUGUUUUGCCGCAAGUGAAUGAUACUAGUGACAAUUUGAUUGCUUCUAUCAAGUCUAGUCAUGAAGAGAUUGCGCCAUCAACAAUCUUUGCUGUUGCUUCUAUUUUGGAGAAUGUUCCUUAUAUCAAUGGUUCACCACAAAAUACUUUUGUUCCUGGUGUUAUUGAGCUUGCUGAGAAGCACAAGUCCUUUAUUGGUGGUGAUGAUUUCAAGUCUGGUCAAACCAAGAUUAAGUCUGUUUUGGCGCAGUUUUUGGUUGAUGCUGGUAUUAAGCCCAUUUCUAUUGCUUCGUAUAAUCAUUUGGGUAAUAAUGAUGGGUAUAAUCUUUCAGCACCCAAGCAGUUUAGGUCAAAAGAGAUUUCCAAGCAGUCUGUUGUUGAUGAUAUGAUUGAGAGUAAUCAGAUUUUGUAUAAUAAGGAGUCGGGGGACAAGGUUGACCACUGUAUUGUUAUCAAGUACUUGCCAGCCGUUGGUGAUUCCAAGGUUGCUAUGGAUGAGUAUUAUUCAGAGUUGAUGCUUGGUGGACAUAAUAAGAUCAGUAUCCACAAUGUGUGUGAAGAUUCGUUGUUGGCUACUCCAUUGAUUAUUGAUUUGGUUGUUGUUUCCGAGUUUUUGCAAAGAGUUACUUAUAAAAAGGAGGGUGAGUCCGAGUAUAAUGAUUUCUAUGCAGUAUUGACGUUGUUGAGUUAUUGGUUGAAGGCACCAUUGAGCAGACCUGGAUUCAAGCCUAUCAAUGGGUUGAAUAAGCAGAGACAAGCAUUGGAGAAUUUGUUGAGGUUGUUGGUUGGAUUGCCCAUCAACAAUGAGUUGAGGUUUGAAGAAAGGUUGGUUUAA